AUGGGGAGUGGCGGCGGCGGACGCGGGGCGGGCAGCGCCUGGUCGGGGACCCCGAAUCGCCAGAGGGUGCCCCCGUGGAAGAGGAGCAGCAGUGGCAGUCGCCCUCUUCGCAGCAGCUACGUGGUGUGUGACGGGUGCAGCAGAUGGCGCUACUGCAAGAAUAUCACCAGCAGGGGCGACCUCUGCAUCUGCGGCAAGAAUCUCGCCUGCCUCGUCCCUGACGGACAUGUCUUCCGUGACGAGGAUGGUGGGUGGCUGGCAGCACAGCCCCAAGGAGGAACCUCGCCCAGGAUCAGCUGGGCAGAUGGUUGGCAGCCAGGAGGUGGUGCAGGCGGGAAAGGGCAAGGAGGCCAACGCCAGCCGCCACCUCACGACAAGACCGUCGAUCUCAAGGCCGCCGCCGCAGCAGCAUACAGCAAGCUCAGCAAGGACGACCCGCACAGGCAGCACAAUGAGGCCCUCUGGCCAGAGCUCGCCGCAGCCAAGCCACCAGCAGAACAACCAGUUGUUGGAUUCAAGGCAGUGGAGGCAGCAGCUCGACGCUUGGACAAACUCCAGAAGAAGGUACGAUCGGCAGGGGAGCAAGUGGAGAGUGCCCAGCAGUACUUGGCUGAGAGUGAACGCAAGCUUCGUGAAGCUAUGGAAGCCUCCAUUGCAGCUGAAGAUGAGUUCGACAAGCUCAAGGCCACAGUCGGCAAGCAAGAGGCACCAGCUGAACCAGCAGCCGAGAAGCCAACUCUGGCAGCACUCCUGGAGCAGUUCGAGCAUGAGCCUGACGACUUCCACAAGUGGUCCGAGCCCGACAAGGAGGUCUGGCGAGCAGCAAAGGCCAAGGGCGAGCGUAUGGCCCAGACGGUCAAGGAGCACGAGGAGGAGACGGCGAAGCACCUGCGACUUCUGGAGGAAGAGACGGCCGGGCACCAGGAGCAGCUGCGCCAGCUCGAGCAGGCCCGCACCAAGCGCCUGUCAAAGAGCGGAGAGCAAGACCCAGAAGCAGCAGAAGCCCCACCAGGCAAGCGUGUGCCACCACAGGCGCUGAGGCAGCAGGGUCAGCUGCCGCGGCUGCGCCUAACGGCGCCGCAGCAGCUGCCCAACCAGAAGCAGGUGCAGCAGCACAUGACAAAGCUGAGGAACGCCGAGCCAGAGUGGAGGCCCACAUCCAGGAGGCGCGAGAGAAGGUCUCGCAGGCCAGGCGCGCCGAGACAGUCGUCGACGCAGAAGGGCAAGGUGACCACUCAGCAGGGUAGCCGCCCCACGGCGAGCGCGAAGAAGGCUCGCCGCCCUUACCACAUCGACUUCUUCAAUGUCACGACCUGGGCCCCCCAGGCACAGGGCUACCCCAUGGAGAUCAACGGCACCAAGGACAGGGGCAUCAUCGGCAUCGCGGAGCACCACCUCCGCCAGCCUGCGCAGAUAAGCAAGGCAAGAGCGGCGCUCAGGAGGAAUGGCAUGCACAGCUACUGGACCAAGGACAGGAUCGCGGGUUUCGACGAGCACUACCUGCACGAGGACGGCAGCGACGUCACGGUGGCGAUCUCCAACCUGCACAAAGUCCGCUUCGCAGUGGCCUUCGUCUACCUCGAGUGUGGGACGGGCUUUGGAGAGAGGAACGUCGACAUCCUCUGCGACCUGCGGGAGAAGAUGGCCGUCUGGGGAGGGCCAUGGGCAGCGCUUGGGGACUUCAACAUGACGCCGUCGGAGCUCAACAACAGCAUCUGGCCCAGGGUGCUGAAUGCUCAAGUAGCUGCGGCGGAGGAUGGUGAAGCCAGGUGCAUCGAUUUCGCGCUGAUCUCGCAGGGCCUGGCGCCGUAUUAUGACCAGCUAGAGCUGCUCAGGACCGCGCCGUGGAAGCCGCACAUCGGCAUCCGCUUGAAGUUGAAAGGGCGGCCUCUCAUGCUCAAGGGCAGGGCAGGAUGCGACCUGGAAGAGAACGACAUGGAGCCAGUGCCGCAGCUGUACUACGACAAGGAGGUCCAGCACGUCAUCCCUGACGAGCUGUGGCAGCACUUGCAGCGCACUGUCGUCGGUAAGUUGAUGGAGCGGGACUUGCUGGACCUGGGGCAACAGCACGACCACUUCGCAAGCACCCUCGAGCUCAGCCUGUGCGAGAGCAUCGGCAUCCCAGAGGAAGAGCGAGGACGCAACACCAUGGACAUCCAAGAUCACGAUCCCUUCGAGGACGAGGAGAACUACUUGGAGUACCGCCAGGAGAUCGCAGACCAGGAAAACAGCGAUGGAUACCACAAGCACGUCGAGGGGCAGCAGGCCAGCCUCGAACUCAGCCAGACCGUUCGCCGUCGUGCAGCUGGACCUGCUUCUCACCCACCAGCAGGACGCAGCACCAUGGACGUCCAAGACCACGACCCCUUCGAAGAGGAGGAGGACUGCUUGCAGUACCGCCAGGAGACCGCAGACCAGGAGGACUGCGAUGGGUACCACCAGCGCAUCGAGGGGCAGCAGGACAGCAUCGGCUACGGCCAGACCGCUCGUCGUCAUGCAGCUGGAUUUGGUGAAACUGCCCCAGGUGACACGCACUGCUCACCUCCUCUGCCAGCUGGCACUCUGGAGGCAGAGGGCACCGAUCACCUGGGGAGUCAGAACCAAGCGCCGCCAAGCCCAGAGGCAGAGGAGCAACGAGAUAUGGGCCUGCCCCCACCAGAUCCCUGGAAUGAUGACCAACACCAGCGGGAGCGGGAAGACUACGUGGCCAUGAGAGACGACCUGGAGUACUGGGCGGCCAUCUGGAUGGAUAACUUGGUGCAGCUCCCCACGGACAACAGCAACUGGAUGCAGAUCUGCGUGCCGUUCCUGGAGACCAUCUUGGGAGGCGGAGGCAACAAUGACAUGGUGAGACUGCUCAGGCGUAGGUACCAGCAGGACCAGCAGCAGGCCCUCCUCGCAGACCUGCACGCGAUAGCAGAGGGCGCCCUCGUGGACCCAGGGACAAUCAGCAGGGUAGCAGGGGAGGUAAAGAGCAUGGCCAAGCUACUCACAAAGGCGGUGAAGAAGGCGUACAUCCACUGGGUGCACGACGCCACGGCAGGCAGUGCGAAGAUGGCCCACGCCUACACCAAGGCGGCGGAGCGCAGCCAUCUGGAGGACAUCCUAGAGCACGAGGGCCAGGUCAUCAACCACCCGCAGCAGCUGGUGGACUUGCGCAAAGAAGCAUGGCAACGCAGGUGGACACGAGAUGCGCAGAAGACCGAGAGGAUCCAAGAGGCGCUGGCCAAGCUGAGGCAGGCUGCCUUGGCCCAAGAGAAUGCCCUCGAGCCCAUCAGCAAGGACAUCAUAGGCCCCAUCAUCCAGCACCUGAAGCGCAAUGCUGGCCAAGGAGCGGACUGGUGGAGGGCUCCAGAGCUCAAGGCCAUGAGCGCCCAGGGGCUGGAAGAUUUCGUGCAGUGCCUGACCAGCUGUGAGCAACGGGCAGCUUGGCCGUGGCAAUUCUACUUGGUGCUGGAGCUGCUGCUGGGUAAGAAGCAAGGAAUCGGCGGAGAGCGCCCCAUCGGCCUCAUGCCCAUGCCGUACCGCAUCUGGAGCGCAGCCAGGAGGCCCAUAGUAGCCACCUGGAGCAAGGCAGCGGCGGGUUUCUGGGAUACGGCAGUAGCUGGCUCCUCAGCGCUACGAGUGGCAAUGCACAGACUGAUGAGGGCAGAAGCCGCCACGGAGAUGGGCUUUCACGCAGCAGGAGUGUUCUACGACGCGGCAAACUUCUACGACAACAUAGGCCUCGACCGGCUGAUCGAGAAGGCCACUGCCCUCCAGUACCCGUUGCUGCCGCUGGCAAUGGCCGUGCAGAUGUACCUUGCGCCCAGGGCCAUCAUGGCCCACAGCCUCUUCUCGGACAUCUUCGAGCCUGCCAACAGCAUGGUAGCUGGCUGUGGCCAAGCGGUAGACCUCACCAGACCGCUUUUGUAUGGAAUCCUGGAUGCAGCGCACAGGCACCACAUCUUCGCCGUCAUGCAGCAGUACCUGGACGACUUGGCCCUGCAGGUAGAGGGUGCGCGGCGGCAGGUCAUUGACCAGAUCAAGCACGUGGCAGCGCUGGUGCACGAUGGAUUCAAGCAGCUCGCGAUACCCAUCUCUGUCAAGACGGCAGUGGUGGCCUCGGACAAGGACCUCCAGGCCAAGGCCAAGCAGAGGGCGGCCAAGCUCAGGGACCUAGCGAAGACGGACGCCAGAGGCGCGGCAAAGGUCUAUUCAGCAGGUGCCUACUGCCAGCAGGCUUGGGACUUACCAGCGCAUGGCACCACGCCCACGGAGGCGAAGUUGGUCAGGGCUACGGAGGCAGCGCUCCUCACAGGCGGACACAAGGCUGGACGCUGCACGUCCACCAUCCUCCUGAUCCAGAGGGGUAUGCAAGAGGCAGUAACCCGAGCCAUCGGCGACCAGAUCAAGCAGUUCUGGCUCACCGUAGUCGACCACCCGACGGAGCUCAAGAGGUACCAGAGAGGCUGGCUCCUGCUCUACGCCAAGCUGGGCGCCCUGGAACCCAACCGCAGGUGGCAGCAGGUCAAGGGGCCUAUGGCAGGGGUCAUCGCGCAGUUGCUUGGGUUAGGCUGGAUACCGCGACGCCUGGACAGCUGGAUCAGCCCAGCAGGUGACGAGUGGGCCUACAAGCCAGAUGACAUUCCUCACUUCGGCGCGCUCCUGCAUGAAGUCCAGCAGAGCGCGCAGCAGCAGCUCUGGCAGCAGGCAGCUGGCCAUCGCAGUGGAGAAGGACUUCAGGCUGGAGGCGACCUCUAUCAGCUGCAGCGCCACCUGAGGAGGAGGAGGCGUAAAGGACAGCAUGCAGAGGCAGCCAUGCUGGAGACCAUAGCGGUGGCGGGCAUCUGGACCAGGGAGCGUCGCAGGGCGGCCAACCUCAACCAAGAAGGCGAUGACACCUGCGCGAGAUGCGGCGAGGCGAUAGAGACAGAGGAACACCGCUACUACGCAUGCCCUGCCAACGCAGAGAUAGGGCACAGCAAUGACACCGACCUGGCGAAGAAGGCGAAGGACGCGCUGGACCAGCGGCAGGACCUGCAUUUCUGGCUCCGAGACAUCCCGCCAGCGGCCUGGGCAGCCAAGGUCGACCCAGACGAGGACGCGGCGAAGGCGGCGCAGAUCUUCUGCACCAGCGAAGAGGCUCAGGCUGCAGCCCAGUCAGGGCACAAGGUUCGAGCAGACUAUGUCUUCACGGACGGCUCAGGUGGUGCAGGGGAAACGGCCAGGGACCCCCGCCUCAGACGCUGCGGCUGGGCAGUGGUGGCUUUCAGGUUCGACGAACAAGGACGUCCGCAGGAAGUGGCUGCCUGGUACGGCACAAUCAGGGCACCGCACACGGUGCCACGGGCAGAGCUCACCGCCAUGAGCAAAGCCAUCGGGUACACCACGGCGGCGACAGCCAGGGGGCUCAACAUAGUCAGCGAUUGCAAAUACGCCCUGGACGCACUCAAGCAGAUCCAGGACCCUGAGGAUCUGGACUACAGGAGCACGAACUACGACCUCUGGCUCCAGACGAAGCAGCAGCUGCAGAACAGCACGAACACCAUCAUGGGCCACCACAUCCCGAGCCACCUGAUCGAGCACCCAGCCGAGCUGGAGAGGUGGAAUGGCCCCACCUGGUGGGUCAUAGGAAACGAGAUGGCAGACAAGUACGCAGGCUGGGGAGCGGAGCAUGGAGCACUGGAUCCAGCCAUCAUCGCGCAGCAGCAGAUCAUGGACCAGAUCACCAUGGCGGUGCAGAACCGGCUGCUGGCCAUCAACAUGGCGGUGACGGUGGAGGACCCCAACAAGGCACAAAGCAUCAGAGACUGGUUGGCAGAGACGGGAAAAUGCCUCGGGAAGUACGGCGGCCACCAGGACCAGCACGGCAACGUCAGGCUCGACUUCAAGGCGGUGCAGAUCGGCACGCAGGUGGUGCACGUCUCCCACAAGACGCAGUUCACCCAUGGCUGGCUCUGGUGCGAGAAAUGUGGCGGCACCAGCUACCUUGGGGACCACAAGAGCAGGAUCGUGGCAGGAGUGGCAAGGAAGCUGGCAAGGCCAUGUCAGCCCCCAACAGCAGCAGGGCGGCGGGUCUUGGAGGACAUGCAGAGGGGCAAGCUGCCAAGAGGAGCUAAGCCAGCAGCAGACCCAGCUGAUGAGGGUCUCGACGAGAUCACCUUGCCUGGAGACUUCAAGCUCGGCCUGAGUAACCACGAGGUGAUCGAUCUGGACGGGGACAGCUCAGAGGCAGGGGACCCGCAGCCAGCUCCACAGCAGCCACCCAGCCAUCCGCACUCUGUCGUCCACGCCAGCUGGAGGCUCGUCGACCACAUGGAGGGCUACGCGGAGCAGUGGAUGAACAUGGUCGACCAAGAGGUCUGGGACGAUAAGGACGACUGGAUGGAGCACUGCGUACCGUACCUCCUGGCCAUCACCAAUGUGGGUGGCAGAACGGACACGAAAGAGCAGACCAGGGCCGUCACCGAGCAGGAGCUCCAGCAGAUCAAGGACUUCUGCGGAGAAGUCUGGCGCAACACGCACCGCACGCGACGGGGGCUCAUGACCAGGAUGCUUACCCUCCCGUAUGGUGCAAGGCAGCAGGCAGCAAGAGUGCACAUGGACGCCUUCCAGAACAGAAGGAGCAACAUCCUAGCGCACAGCAUCCCCAGCAGCGAGCGCAGGCCGCUGCCGAGAACAGCGGAGGCCAGCCGAGAGUGGUCACCAGAGAACCUGGACGAUGAUGACUCGACCCCAGACAGUGAAGCCCCAGAGCUGGAGGGUGAGCCGAGCAGCCAGGAGAUUGAGACCAUGGCGGGACCUGAUCAGAGGCGCGACGCCAACAGCCUGAUGCAGACGGCAGUGCAGGUGGCAGUAACGCUGACCAAGCCAGUGGGGCCCGACCUGAUGAAGUUCGUGAGCGAAGCCGACGAGGCCGGCCUGCUCCACCCAAGGCUUCGACACAACAAAGGAGAAGCUGACCAGGACCCCGAGCAGGAGGUGGCGUGGCUCGAGAGGAACAGGCUCGAGCAGCUCAUGCAGUCGCUGGCAGGCUGUUGGAGCCAGAAAGAGGGCGAGCAGGGCUGGCCAUCGUGGCAGGCCCCGUGCGUGCCCCAUGUGCUGAGGGCGCUGCAGACUGGAGUCUACCAGAGGCUUUUCAGCUACGUGUCAGGGACGAGCCGCCAGCGCAGCCAGCGCCGAGCGGCGGAGGAGAUCUGCCGCCUGGCAUUUUCAGGCAGGGACGAGCCGCCAGCGCAGCCAGCGCCGAGCGGCGGAGGACGCAGCACCAAGGACAUGGCAGACCUCGACCACGUCCCUGGAGAGGAGAACAGCGAGGAUUGCCCCCAGCAGCCCGUAGACAAGCAAAACAGCGAUGACAACCACCAGCAGCUCCCAGAUGUACAGCACAGCAUAGGGCACCACCUGGCAGACCGCAGAGGACCCCAGCGUGGCGAGGGGUUAGGCCACGGAGGACCCCAGCGCGGUGAGGGGUUAGACCGCAGAACCAAAGGCAAGCAGAGGAUCGAGGUGGAGGUCCCUGACGAGCCCAGUGAGCAUGACGCGGACGUCUUGACCAACAGUGUGGUAGACAGGACCUCGCAACUAACAGAGCGGACCCUUGCCCUGGGAAACCGACAGACUGAACGCGAGGGGGAGGGCUUGGCCCGCGGAUACCACGUGAACCGCGAACACAGCGAGUGGCAUAGUCGGGGGACUUCGCCUGAGCCAGUGGGCAGCAGCACCGAGGAUGGGGACAGUGCGAGACUCGGCGCUCCCCCGCGUGGCGAGGGGUUAGGCCACAAAACAGCGCAGCCUGAGAAGGCGGCAGACUACGACGACACAGACCUGCAGCGGGACUUGGAGAAGAUCUCCGGCGACCCUCCACAGCGCGGUGAGGGGUUAGACCACAAGGCACCCCUGCGUGGCGAGGGGUUAGGCCACGGCAAUCCCCUGCGCGGUGAGGGGGUAGACCGCAGGACCAAAGGCAAGCAGAGGCUUGAGGCGGAAGCCUAUGACGUGCCCAGCGAGCAUAACGCGGACCUUUUGACCAACAGUGUGGUAGACAGGACCUCGCAACUAACAGAGCGGACCCAUACCCUGGGAGACCGACAGGCUGAACGCGAGGGCAGCAGCAUAUCAACACAAGACGGCAGCGUUGCGCAGCAGCUCAACCAGCCUGACCCAGGCAGGCUGAACGAAGAAGGUGCAGCCAAGGACCAGCAGCAGGCCCUCCUCGCAGACCUGCACGCGAUAGCAGAGGGCGCCCUCGUGGACCCAGGGACAAUCAGCAGGGUAGCAGAGGAGGUAAAGAGCAUGGCCAAGCUACCCACAAAGGCGGUGAAGAAGGCGUACAUCCACUGGGUGCACGACGCCACGGCAGGCAGUGCGAAGAUGGCCCACGCCUACACCAAGGCGGCGGAGCGCAGCCAUCUGGAGGAUAUCCUAGAGCACGAGGGCCAGGUCAUCAACCACCCGCAGCAGCUGGUGGACUUGCGCAAAGAAGCAUGGCAACGCAGGUGGACACGAGAUGCGCAGAAGGCCGAGAGGAUCCAAGAGGCGUUGGCCAAGCUGAGGCAGGCUGCCUUGGCCCAAGAGAAUGCCCUCGAGCCCAUCAGCAAGGACAUCAUAGGCUCCAUCAUCCAGCACCUGAAGCGCAAUGCUGGCCAAGGAGCGGGCUGGUGGAGGGCUCCAGAGCUCAAGGCCAUGGGCGCCCAGGGGCUGGAAGAUUUCGUGCAGUGCCUGACCAGCUGUGAGCAACGGGCAGCUUGGCCGUGGCAAUUCUACUUGGCGCUGGAGCUGCUGCUGGGUAAGAAGCCAGGAAUCGGCGGAGAGCGCCCCAUCGGCCCCAUGCCCAUGCCGUACCGCAUCUGGAGCGCAGCCAGGAGGCCCAUCGUAGCCACCUGGAGCAAGGCAGCGGCGGGUUUCUGGGAUACGGCAGUAGCUGGCUCCUCAGCGCUACGAGUGGCAAUGCACAGACUGAUGAGGGCAGAAGCCGCCACGGAGAUGGGCUUUCAUGCAGCAGGAGUGUUCUACGACGCGGCAAACUUCUACGACAACAUAGGCCUCGACCAGCUGAUCGAGAAGGCCAGUGCCCUCCAGUACCCGUUGCUGCCGCUGGCAAUGGCCGUGCAGAUGUACCUUGCGCCCAGGGCCAUCAUGGCCCACAGCCUCUUCUCGGACAUCUUCGAGCACCACAUCUUCGUCGUCAUGCAGCAGUACCUGGACGACUUGGCCCUGCAGGUAGAGGGUGCGCGGCGGCAGGUCAUUGACCAGAUCAAGCACGUGGCAGCGCUGGUGCACGAUGGAUUCAAGCAGCUCGCGAUACCCAUCUCUGUCAAGACGGCAGUGGUGGCCUCGGACAAGGACCUCCAGGCAGAAGUCGCCAGCAUCCUGGACAGCCUGGGCACCCCCAACAAGCAACCAGGUGUAGUGCGCGACCUCGGCGUGGACACCAGCCUUGGCAAGCGGCUGCGGCGACCCACCCAUGCCGCGCGCCAGGCCAAGGCCAAGCAGAGGGUGGCCAAACUCAAGGACCUAGCGAAGACGGACGCCAGAGGCGCGGCAAAGGUCUGUUCAGCAGGUGCCUACUGCCAGCAGGCUUGGGACUUACCAGCGCAUGGCAUCACGCCCACGGAGGCGAAGUUGGUCAGGGCUACGGAUGCAGCGCUCCUCACAGCCAUCGGCGACCAGAUCAAGCAGUUCUGGCUCACCGUAGUCGACCACCCGACGGAACUCAAGAGGUACCAGAGAGGCUGGCUCCUGCUCUACGCCAAGCUGGGCGCCCUGGAACCCAACCGCAGGUGGCAGCAGGCAGCCAUGCUGGAGACCAUAGCGGUGGCGGGCAUCUGGACCAGGGAGCGUCGCAGGGCGGCCAACCUCAACCAAGAAGGCGAUGACACCUGCGCGAGAUGCGGCGAGGCGAUAGAGACAGAGGAACACCGCUACUACGCAUGCCCUGCCAACGCAGAGAUAGGGCACAGCAAUGACACCGACCUGGCGAAGAAGGCGAAGGACGCGCUGGACCAGCGGCAGGACCUGCAUCUCUGGCUCCGAGACAUCCCGCCAGCGGCCUGGGCAGCCAAGGUCGACCCAGACGAGGACGCGGCGAAGGCGGCGCAGAUCUUCUGCACCAGCGAAGAGGCUCAGGCUGCAGCCCAGUCAGGGCACAAGGUUCGAGCAGACUAUGUCUUCACGGACGGCUCAGGUGGUGCAGGGGAAACGGCCAGGGACCCCCGCCUCAGACGCUGCGGCUGGGCAGUGGUGGACACCAUCAUGGGCCACCACAUCCCGAGCCACCUGAUCGAGCACCCAGCCGAGCUGGAGAGGUGGAAUGGCCCCACCUGGUGGGUCAUAGGAAACGAGAUGGCAGACAAGUACGCAGGCUGGGGAGCGGAGCAUGGAGCACUGGAUCCAGCCAUCAUCGCGCAGCAGCAGAUCAGGGACCAGAUCACCAUGGCGGUGCAGAACCGGCUGCUGGCCAUCAACAUGGCGGUGACGGUGGAGGACCCCAACAAGGCCCCUCAGCGUCCCAAGGCCAAGCGGCGAAAGCCGCAGACGGCGAGGGACAGGGCAGCCCAGCAGGGACACGACCUGCGAAAGCUACAUCCGCGAUGGUGGUGUGCAACGUGUCGCAGUGGCCCAGCCAAAGGACAAAGCAUCAGAGACUGGUUGGCAGAGACAGGAAAAUGCCUCGGGAAGUACGGCGGCCACCAGGACCAGCACGGCAACGUCAGGCUCGACUUCAAGGCGGUGCAGAUCGGCACACAGGUGGUGCACGUCUCCCACAAGACGCAGUUCACCCAUGGCUGGCUCUGGUGUGAGAAAUGUGGCGGCACCAGCUACCUUGGGGACCACAAGAGCAGGAUCGUGGCAGGAGUGGCAAGGAAGCUGGCAAGGCCAUGUCAGCCCCCAACAGCAGCAGGGCGGCGGGUCUUGGAGGACAUGCAGAGGGGCAAGCUGCCAAGAGGAGCUAAGCCAGCAGCAGACCCAGCUGAUGAGGGUCUCGACGAGAUCACCUUGCCUGGAGACUUCAAGCUCGGCCUGAGUAACCACGAGGCGAUCGAUCUGGACGGGGACAGCUCAGAGGCAGGGGGCCCGCAGCCAGCUCCACAGCAGCCACCCAGCCAUCCGCACUCUGUCGUCCACGCCAGCUGGAGGCUCGUCGACCACAUGGAGGGCUACGCGGAGCAGUGGAUGAACAUGGUCGACCAAGAGGUCUGGGACGAUAAGGACGACUGGAUGGAGCACUGCGUACCGUACCUCCUGGCCAUCACCAAUGUGGGUGGCAGAACGGACACGCAAGAGCAGACCAGGGCCGUCACCGAGCAGGAGCUCCAGCAGAUCAAGGACUUCUGCGGAGAAGUCUGGCGCAACACGCACCGCACGCGACGGAGGCUCAUGACCAGGAUGCUUACCCUCCCGUAUGGUACAAGGCAGCAGGCAGCAAGAGUGCACAUGGACGCCUUCCAGAACAGAAGGAACAACAUCCUAGCGCACAGCAUCCCCAGCAGCGAGCGCAGGCCGCUGCCGAGAACAGCGGAGGCCAGCCGAGAGUGGUCACCAGAGAACCUGGACGAUGAUGACUCGACCCCAGACAGUGAAGCCCCAGAGCUGGAGGGUGAGCCGAGCAGCCAGGAGAUUGAGACCAUGGCGGGACCUGAUCAGAGGCACGACGCCAACAGCCUGAUGCAGACGGCAGUGCAGGUGGCAGUAACGCUGACCAAGCCAGUGGGGCCCGACCUGAUGAAGUUCGUGAGCGAAGCCGACGAGGCCGGCCUGCUCCACCCAAGGCUUCGACACAACAAAGGAGAAGCUGACCAGGACCCCGAGCAGGAGGUGGCGUGGCUCGAGAGGAACAGGCUCGAGCAGCUCAUGCAGUCGCUGGCAGGCUGUUGGAGCCAGAAAGAGGGCGAGCAGGGCUGGCCAUCGUGGCAGGCCGCGUGCGUGCCCCAUGUGCUGAGGGCGCUGCAGACUGGAGUCUACCAGAGGCUUUUCAGCUACGUGUCAGGGACGAGCCGCCAGCGCAGCCAGCGCCGAGCGGCGGAGGAGAUCUGCCGCCUGGCAUGGCUCAACAGCGGAGAGGCGCGCAGACAGAUCCAGCAGCAGGACCCGAAGGAGGCAGAGCGGCGCAGAGCAACGGCUGAGCAGAUCCUGGGCGUGACUGAGCCAGAGGUGAGGAGCCGCAGCCCGCGACGCAGCACCAAGGACAUGGCAGACCUCGACCACGUCCCUGAAGAGGAGAACAGCGAGGAUUGCCCCCAGCAGCCCGUAGACAAGCAAAACAGCGAUGACAACCACCAGCAGUUCCCAGAUGUACAGCACAGCAUAGGGUACCACCUGGCAGACCGCAGAGGACCCCAGCGUGGCGAGGGGUUAGGCCACGGAGGACCCCAGCGCGGUGAGGGGUUAGACCGCAGAACCAAAGGCAAGCAGAGGAUCGAGGCGGAGGUCCCUGACGAGCCCAGUGAGCAUGACGCGGACGUCUUGACCAACAGUGUGGUAGACAGGACCCCGCAACUACCAGAGCGGACCCUUACCAUGGGAAACCGACAGACUGAACGCGAGGGGGAGGGCUUGGCCCGCGGAUACCACGUGAACCGCGAACACAGCGAGUGGCAUAGUCGGGGGACCUCGCCUGAGCCAGUGGGCAGCAGCACCGAGGAUGGGGACAGUGCGAGACUCGGCGCUCCCCCGCGUGGCGAGGGGUUAGGCCACAAAACAGCGCAGCCUGAGAAGGCGGCAGACUACGACGACACAGACCUGCAGCGGGACUUGGAGAAGAUCUUCGGCGACCCUCCACAGCGCGGUGAGGGGUUAGACCACAAGGCACCCCUGCGCGGCGAGGGGUUAGGCCACGGCAAUCCCCUGCGCGGUGAGGGGGUAGACCGCAGGACCAAAGGCAAGCAGAGGCUUGAGGCGGAAGCCUAUGACGUGCCCAGUGAGCAUAACGCGGACCUUUUGACCAACAGUGUGGUAGACAGGACCUCGCAACUAACAGAGCGGACCCAUACCCUGG
Prorocentrum cordatum is the source of this 12979-nucleotide messenger RNA. The record is from the annotation of a GenBank genome assembly. Lineage: Eukaryota; Dinophyceae; Prorocentrales; Prorocentraceae.